Molecule: messenger RNA, 1239 nt
Organism: Fibroporia radiculosa
Lineage: Eukaryota; Fungi; Basidiomycota; Agaricomycetes; Polyporales; Fibroporiaceae
Exons: 6
Coding region: 1-1239 (412 amino acids)
Biological process (GO): deoxyribonucleotide biosynthetic process
Molecular function (GO): oxidoreductase activity
Source: RefSeq, a predicted model, not a curated record
AUGUCUUUCGUUGGCAUAAGCACCCCUCCUCGUGUCGCGUCACCCACUCCUAUUCCGAGCAAAAGAGCUGCUGCUGCCUUCAAUCCCAUGUCACCCUCGACAACAAAAGCUGGGAGGAAGACCCAGUCUGACCUCAACGAUGAGCGACUAUCGAAGGGGCCUAAAUCUUUGAUCGAGGAAGAGUCGCGAGAGAUAGAUUUAGAUGCCCUUCGCAAGCGUUGGGUUGGAGAGGUAGACUUGCCGGAACACAUGGAGCCGCUUUUGAUGGAGUCUAAGCGCCGGUUUGUCCUUUUUCCUAUUCAGUAUCAUGAGAUCUGGCAAAUGUACAAGAAAGCCGAAGCUUCUUUCUGGACAGUUGAGGAAGUCGACUUGUCGAAAGACUUUCACGAUUGGAACAACCGUUUGAGCGACAACGAGCGUCAUUUCAUUUCGCACGUCCUUGCUUUUUUCGCCGCCUCUGAUGGGAUUGUUAAUGAGAACCUUGUCGAGCGUUUUUCCAACGAAGUCCAAGCUGCGGAAGCGCGGUGUUUCUAUGGUUUCCAGAUCAUGAUGGAGAACAUUCAUUCCGAAACAUACUCUCUGCUCAUUGACACCUAUAUCAAGGAUCCCCAACAGCGGGAACACCUCUUCGAUGCUAUCGAGACAAUUCCUUGCAUCAAGAAGAAGGCUGAUUGGGCGCUGCGCUGGAUUUCUGACAAGGGAUGUUCAUUCGCGGAGCGUCUGGUUGCCUUUGCUGCAGUCGAAGGGAUCUUCUUUUCCGGCUCGUUCGCCUCGAUAUUCUGGUUGAAGAAGCGUGGUCUUAUGCCCGGCUUGACGUUCUCGAACGAACUCAUUAGCCGCGAUGAGGGCAUGCACACUGACUUCGCCUGCCUAUUGUUCAGCCAUCUCAAGAGACGACCACACCCAGAGGUUGUUAGGAGGAUUAUUGCGGAGGCUGUUGAAAUUGAGCAGGAAUUCCUCACAGAUGCGCUGCCCUGCGCGCUGAUCGGCAUGAACUCGGGACUAAUGUGUCAAUACAUCGAGUUCGUGGCGGAUCGCCUGCUCGUUGCUUUGGGCGACUCGAAAAUGUAUGGCUCGACAAAUCCCUUCGAUUUCAUGGACAUGAUUUCGCUUCAAGGGAAGACUAAUUUCUUCGAGAAGCGGGUCUCUGAUUAUGCUAAAGCGGGGGUCAAUGCAUCGGCAACCAACGUGAAGUCGGAAGUGUCUGCAAAGAGCUUUUCACUCGACGAGGACUUUUAA